CCAAAGGUAACAUUAUAAACUUUCUUGGUCUAUUUGCCAAAUUAAAAUUGUAAAAAAAAAAAUGUAUUUGCCAACUUUGAUUUUGAUUGGAAAUUAACAAAAUAAACAAAACACCAAAAUUUGACAAAUUGUUGAUAAGGGUCAUUUUCCUUAUUUAUUCCUUUCUCAUUAUUCUCUCUACUUUUAAUUGCAUCAACCCUCUUUAGAUCUAUAUUUGGGAGACAUAAAGUACAAUGAAUGUGAAUGGCAAUGCUAACGAAUUACCCAGCAAAAAGUGGAAAUUUCCUUUUGUAGUUUUCUUCAAAGAUGCAAGACUUAUUUUCAAGCUGGAUGCACUUUCUAAAGAGAUAUUAGGGAUUGCACUCCCCUCUGCCCUAGCUGUUUCUGCUGAUCCCAUUGCUUCUCUCAUUGACACAGCAUUCAUAGGCCAUUUGGGAGCGGUGGAACUUGCUGCUGCAGGAGUUUCAAUUGCAUUAUUCAACCAAGCUUCAAAAAUAUCUGUAUUUCCCCUUGUUAGUGUUACAACUUCUUUUGUAGCUGAAGAAGAAACUAUUGAAAGGAUGAAUAUCAAAGCAGCUGAAAAUGAUAGUAAUAAUAAUAACAAUAAUAAGAGUAAGUUGAAUAGUGAAGUAACACCUGAGGAUCAUGUGCAUCAAGACAUAGAGAAAGGGGCACUCAAAGAGAAUACUAAAGAGGCUCCAAAAGAAUAUGAUGUUGGCAACAAUGAUAAGACUAACCGAGUUGAUGCUAAUAAUAAGAGUAAGGACAUAGUUGUGAAGAAGAAGAAGAAGAGACACAUUGCUUCAGCAUCAACAGCACUACUUUUUGGCUCAAUUCUUGGCUUCCUUCAAGCUUCAAUUCUUAUAUUUGCUGCCAAACCUCUAUUACGUGUCAUGGGUGUUAAAAAUGGUUCUCCAAUGCAAGAGCACGCAAUAAAGUAUUUGAUAUAUAGAUCAUUUGGUGCUCCUGCAGUUCUUAUAUCAUUGGCAAUGCAAGGAAUAUUUCGAGGAUUCAAGGAUACAGCAACUCCUUUAUAUGUCAUCCUUGCUGGAUAUUCAUUGAAUGUGAUAUUGGGGCCAAUAUUUAUUUUUAAAUUAAAAAUGGGGAUAAGAGGAGCAGCCAUUGCACAUGUUCUCUCCCAGUACACAAUGGCAUUCACCCUCUUCUUCAUAUUAAUGAAAAGAGUGUAUCUCCUACCUCCAAGAAUUAAGGAUUUGCAGAUUUUUCGGUUUCUUAGAAAUGGAGGUCUAUUGAUGACAAAGGUGAUUGCAGUGACAUUCUGUGUGACUUUAGCAGCAUCAUUGGCUGCAAGGUUAGGUCCUAUACAAAUGGCUGCAUUUCAAACUCUCCUACAAGUUUGGUUGGCAUCUUCCCUUCUUGCAGAUGGUUUAGCUAUAGCUGUUCAGGCAAUCCUAGCUGGUUCGUUUGCUGAGAAAGAUUAUAACAAGACAACAGCAGUUGCAGCAAGGACACUACAAAUGGGUUUUGUUUUAGGGGUGGUGCUCUCUUUGGCUGUUGGAUUUGGUUUAUACUUUGGAGCUGGAAUUUUUUCCCAAAACGCUCAUGUUAUUCAAUUCAUUCGAAUCGGAGUUCCAUUCGUAGCUGUUACUCAACCGAUCAAUACAUUAGCAUUUGUGUUUGAUGGUGUGAACUAUGGAGCUUCUGAUUUUGCAUAUGCCUCAUAUUCCUUGGUAACGGUGUCAUUGGUAAGUGUUGCUGUAGAGUUCUUUUUCUAUAGGACCAAACAUUUCGUUGGAAUAUGGAUUGCAUUAUCCAUUUAUAUGACUCUUCGCAUGUUGGCUGGUGUAUGGAGGAUGGGAACAGGAACAGGACCUUGGAGCUAUAUCCGAGGACGAUAAUUGCAUUAAGAUAGAUAACUUACUUCUUUUGAGUGCUCUGUUUAUAAGUCCUUUUUGUUAAUCAUAUGUUUGUAUCCUUAGAAUGUAGAUUUGGGGUGUUGGCUAUAUUUGUUUGUAUAAUGAAUUAUUCUAAUAUAAUUCGAUUGAAGUAUUUCUUCUACUCAUAGUUUGCUUUGAUGGAUAAAAAAACGUGUUAUUUAAUUGCAA
Molecule: messenger RNA, 2066 nt
Organism: Cicer arietinum (chickpea)
Lineage: Eukaryota; Viridiplantae; Streptophyta; Magnoliopsida; Fabales; Fabaceae
Product: protein DETOXIFICATION 43-like
Biological process (GO): transmembrane transport
Cellular component (GO): membrane
Molecular function (GO): citrate transmembrane transporter activity; antiporter activity; xenobiotic transmembrane transporter activity
Source: RefSeq, a predicted model, not a curated record